AUGAGUCAGGCUAUAUGAUGCUGCUGCUCCUGCUGCCAUUUCAUCAGCGACGAAAACCUACAAACACUCAGCAAACACUGAAACGAUAGCGCGGGGUUCCCCUCUGACACACACCGCCCCGUCAGCACCUGUGCUGGGAACAGAGAACUGAAUCUUUUCCGCGUAAAAGCGCAAAGAUCCCUGGUGUUUUUUUCCCCCCCACCUUGCCUCGUUUUCUCCGCACCUGCUCUGGAUGCGUUUUUCUCUCCAUCGGGCCUGGCAUCACCAAGGAAAGCAGCCCUUCACUCCAAGGGGCCUUCGCUGCUGAACUUCUGCCGUCGAGCCUCGGCGUUCAGGAGACGAACGGGCGAGCGUCGCGCGGCUGCUUUGGUUCGUGCCGCUGCGCCUCCGUGAGCGUCGAUCUUGCUCGGUGCCAUGGAGCUCACGCCAGCCUGGUCCUGAGCAGCCUUCGCGGGAGCGACCAUUCCGGCCUGAACAAGACUCCACUCCUGCUCCAACUCAGCUGCAGUCAGUCAGGCAGACACACACACACACACACUCGUGUGCAGAGAGGCAGACAGGUAGCGGCCGAGUCAUGGAGGCCAUCUGGCUCUACCAGUUCCGGCUGAUCGUCAUCGGGGACUCCACGGUGGGCAAGUCGUGCCUGAUCCGGCGGUUCACGGAGGGCCGCUUCGCCCAGGUGUCCGACCCCACCGUGGGCGUGGACUUCUUCUCCCGGCUGGUGGAGAUCGAGCCGGGAAAGCGGAUCAAGCUGCAGAUCUGGGACACUGCGGGUCAGGAGCGCUUCAGGUCCAUCACCAGAGCUUACUACCGCAACUCGGUGGGCGGGCUCCUCCUCUUCGACAUCACCAACCGCCGCUCCUUCCAGAACGUCCACGACUGGCUGGAGGAGGCCCGGAGCCACGUCCAGCCGCACAGCAUCGUCUUCCUGUUGGUCGGCCACAAGUGCGACCUCGAGGCGCAGCGCCAGGUUUCCCGCCAGGAAGCGGAGAAGCUGGCGUCGGCGUACGGGAUGCGCUACGUGGAGACGUCGGCCCGCGACGCCAUCAACGUGGAGCACGCCUUCACGGAGCUGACCAGAGAUAUCUUCGCCCUGGUGCGGUCCGGCGAGAUCACCAUCCAGGAGGGCUGGGAGGGCGUGAAGAGCGGGUUCGUCCCCAACGUAGUCCACUCGUCCGAGGAGGUGACCAAGAGCGACCGCCGCUGCCUCUGCUGAUCUGGGACUGAGGGCUUGAAGAGGAGCGAGGGGUUCGGAGAGCGGACGACGGACUGAGCGGUCGGCCCUCUGGCUCGAACUGCUGGUGACCCUCUGAUGAUCUUUCUUCAGGUUGGAUACAGAACGCGAUACGUGAGGAAGGAGGUGGCGACAAACACCUUUGCCUAAAAGAGUUGGACCUAAUUCUGCAAACGAAGGAUCACAGAUGUCCACUGACCUGCGAGAACUGCCAUGAUUCAAUCCCCUCACUUUCGUUUACUGCAUCCUGAACGUUGUUUGAAGGCCUUAGAAAGAGGAUCCAUUUUGGUUCAUUGUCACGAUGCGAUGGCACUCCCAAAUGGUUUCUUCUUUUCCCCCCCAACAUCCCAUCUUUCACCUUUCUUCCCAUGUACCUUUUCCUCCCAAUAUGCAAUUACAUGACCACAGAGAGAGAGAGAGAGCGGUUUCUCUUCAUGCAUUCCUUCAUUCCGAGUCUCAUCUCUCGCUGACUUCUACGUCCACGGUCUUACCAUAAAAGCUCAAUGGAGGAGUCGCGGAGGUCUUAGAUAUAAGAAAGGAGGGAUGACUUCCCUCCCAGACCGGAGACUUCGCUGCCACUUUUCGUCUCAGCGGAGCAGGUUUGGCCUCCGGUGAGCUCAAUGACGUUGACGCCCUGCUGUAAACACAACACUACGAGAAAACACCGUCACCCGUCCAUUUCCUAAAGCAGGAAGAGACACCGUGUACAGCAUAAAUGACCAACUCCUUGGACCAGCAUCAGAAAAAAACAAAAACAA
Messenger RNA from Salarias fasciatus (jewelled blenny), 1992 nucleotides. RefSeq names its product ras-related protein Rab-39B. Lineage: Eukaryota; Metazoa; Chordata; Actinopteri; Blenniiformes; Blenniidae. Gene Ontology annotation, molecular function: GTPase activity; GTP binding. The transcript is spliced from 4 exons. Bases 575 to 1216 code for a protein of 213 amino acids. The record is from RefSeq and is a predicted model, not a curated record. Gene Ontology annotation, biological process: Rab protein signal transduction.